Messenger RNA from Dictyostelium discoideum AX4, 3054 nucleotides. RefSeq names its product ubiquitin activating enzyme E1 (gene uae1). The record is from RefSeq and is a predicted model, not a curated record. The transcript has 4 exons. The coding region runs from base 1 to 3054 and encodes 1017 amino acids. NCBI's taxonomy places the organism in Eukaryota, Evosea, Eumycetozoa, Dictyosteliales, Dictyosteliaceae.
AUGUCUAAACCAAUGGAUGUAGAACAAGAACCAAAAAUUGAUGAUGCUUUAUAUAGCAGACAACUUUAUGCAUUAUCUCAUGAAACAAUGAAAAAAAUUACAUCAACUUCAGUUUUAGUUGUAGGUUUACAAGGUCUUGGUAUUGAAAUUGUUAAAGAUUUAAGUUUAGCAGGUGUUAAAUCUGUUACAUUGUAUGAUAAAGAAUUAGUUGAAAUUAAAGAUUUGUCUUCUCAAUUUUAUUUUUCACCAGAACAAGUUGGUAAAGUUGGUAGAGCAGAUGCAUGUUUCCAAAAAGUUGUAGAUUUAAAUAAUUAUGUUAGAAUUGAUGUACAUAAUGGAGAAUUAAGUGAUGAAUUCUUAAAGAAAUUCAAUGUUGUAGUAUUAGCCAAUCAACCAUUAGCAUUACAACUCAAAGUGAAUGAAUUUUGUCAUGCAAAUAAAAUUCAUUUCAUUAGUGUUGAAACCAGAGGUGUUUUUGGUCAAUUAUUCAAUGAUUUUGGUGAACAAUUUACAAUCACCGAUACAAAUGGUGAGAAUCCAAAUGCUUAUAUGAUCAGUUCAAUCAGUCAAGAUAAAGAAGGUAUUGUAACCGUUGUUGAAGAACAAAAAUUACAACUUUUAGAUGGUGAUCUUGUUACAUUCAAAGAAGUCAAUGGUAUGUCAGCUCUUAAUGAUCUUCCACCACAAAAAAUUAAAACCAUCUCUCCAUUAACUUUUUCAAUUGGUGAUACUACAAAUCUUCCACCAUAUACUUCUGGUGGUUAUGUUACUGAAGUUAAACAACCAAAAGUUGUUGAUUUUAAACCAUUAAAAAAUAUUUUAGAAAGUGGUGAAAAUAUUUUUAUUACAGAUGAUUUUAAAUUUACACAACCAACCAAUUUAUUAGCAGGUUUCCAAGCAAUUCAUAAAUUUGCAGAGAAAAAUAAACAUAUGCCAAGACCACAUAAUAAGGAAGAUGCAAACGCUGUAAUUGAGAUUGCCAAAGGAUUAUUAAAGAAACCAGAUGAUGAACUUGAUGAAAAGAUGAUCACUCAAUUAUCAUUUGGAGCACAAGGUGAUAUUGUACCAAUGCAAGCAAUUCUUGGUGGUAUUACAGCUCAAGAGGUUUUGAAAGCAUGUUCAGGUAAAUUCACACCAAUUCACCAAUUGGCAUUCUUUGAUAGUGUCGAAUGUUUACCAGAGGAUUUAGAAACUCUCCCAGAAGAGGAGUUUCAACCAAUUGGUUCACGUUACGAUGGUCAAAUCAUUACCUUUGGUAAGACACUUCAAAAUAAAAUUGAAAAUUUGAAUUACUUUUUAGUUGGUGCCGGUGCUAUCGGUUGUGAAAUGUUAAAGAAUUUCGCAAUGAUGGGUUUAGGUGCUGGUCCAAAGGGUUUGGUACAUGUCACCGAUAUGGAUACAAUUGAAAAAUCAAAUCUCAAUCGUCAAUUCCUUUUCCGUUCAUCCGAUAUUCAACAAUUGAAAUCUCAAACCGCUGCAAACGCUGUCAGAGUUAUGAAUCCAGAUCUCAAUGUAAAGGCAUACAGUCUUCGUGUUGGACCAGAUACUGAAAGUCAUUACAAUGAAGAGUUUUUCAAUUCAUUGGAUGGUGUUUGUAAUGCAUUGGAUAAUGUUGAAGCACGUUUAUAUAUGGAUUCUCAAUGUGUUUACUAUGGUAAACCAUUAUUAGAAUCUGGUACAUUGGGUACCAAAGGUAACACUCAAGUCGUUGUACCACAUCUCACCGAAUCCUAUAGUUCAAGUCGUGAUCCACCAGAGAAAGGCAUUCCAGUUUGUACCCUUCACAAUUUCCCAAAUGCCAUUGAACAUACCAUUCAAUGGGCUCGUGAUACUUUUGAAGGUCUCUUUAAGAACAAUGCAGACAAUGUAAACUCUUACUUAACCAAUCCAGCUUACGUUCAAUCAUUGAAAACUCAAAAUCCAUUUGUUCGUUUAGAAACUCUUGCCUCAAUUAAAGCUUCACUUAUGGAUCGUCCAUUGGAUUUCAAUCAAUGUAUCGCUUGGGCUCGUCUAAAAUUCGAAGAAUACUUUAACAACAAUAUCGAACAAUUACUUUACAAUUUCCCAAAGGAUAUGGUCACCACAACUGGUACACCAUUUUGGAGUGGUCCAAAACGUGCUCCAACCCCAUUGAAAUUCGAUGUUGAAAAUCCAUUACAUUUGGAAUUCAUUGUUGCCGCUGCAAAUUUACGUGCCUUCAAUUAUGGUAUCAAAGCUGAAACAAACAUUGAAGUCAUCCAAAAACAAGCUGCCAAUGUUAUUGUUCCAGAUUUCACUCCAAAGAAGGUUAAGAUUCAAACCUCUGAAAAUGAACCAGCUCCAUCUUCAAACACUCAACAAGCUGGUGGUGAUGCUGAAGAUGAUCAAUGUGAUACCAUUUUAUCACAACUUCCACAACCAAGUGAAAUGGCUGGUUACAAAAUUAACUCUAUUCAAUUUGAAAAGGAUGAUGAUACCAAUCAUCAUAUCGAUUUCAUUACCGCUACCUCAAAUUUAAGAGCUACCAACUAUGCAAUCAGUCCAGCUGAUAAACAUAAGACCAAAGGUAUCGCCGGUAAAAUCAUUCCAGCUUUAGUUACCACUACUGCCGUAGUUGCUGGUUUCGUUUGUAUCGAAUUGAUUAAAGUUAUUCAAAAUAAAGCUUUGGAGAAAUAUAAGAGCACCUUUAUGAAUUUAGGUAUCCCAUUCUUUGGUUUCGUUGAACCAAUUGCCGCCCCAAAGAACAAAAUUCGUGAAGGCUGGACUUGGACACUUUGGGAUCGUUUCGAUGUUGAUGGUGAUAUCACUCUCAAGGAGUUUUUAGAUCUCUUUGAAAAGAAACAUGGUUUGGAUAUUUCAAUGCUCUCUUGUAAAGUUACACUUUUAUAUGCUCUCUUCACUGAUAAGAAAACUAAAGAGGAAAGAUUAAAGAUGAAAAUCUCACAACUCUAUGAAACCCUCUCAAAGAAACCAUUACCAAAAGAUAAGAAAUAUUUAUUACUUGAAAUUUGUUGCAAUGAUACUGAAACUGGUGAUGAUGUUGAUGUACCAAGUGUCCGUUAUAAGUAUAAUUAA